AUGGACAACUCGACGGCUCCUGCUGUCGCUGCGCCCGUGCAAAGCUCGCCGUUGCUCCAGAAGUGCUUCGACGAAUCCUACUUGCUGUUGAUGCCGGACAUCGAGAAACGGAUUAAUAAUGUAUGUCUAUUUCCACGCGGCAGGAAGUGGUCCUCUCGGAUUUUGCGUGCCCUUCGCCCUCUUCUCUCGCCUAUCCUGCCGGGCAAAUUCCAUUUGUGGAGAGACGAAAGUUCGCCGCCGUUUUAUUUUCUGUUAUUUUCGGUUUUCUGAUGAAAUUGCGCUCCGGAGAGCUAAAAAGUGCCGGCGAUAAACGCGGCUUGAAGAGGAAAUCUGAAAAGACACGACUCGAUGCGAAAACGCGCAUUUAGGUUGUUUUCAAUAAAGAGAAGUCGAGCGCUUACACGGACAGAAAAGGGAAACUAGCGAUUGAGUGAGUGCACGAGUUAUGGAAAUUCGGUCAGAGAUGAGAGGCCGCAAUGAUGACGUCGUAAUUAGGCUUAGAAACUUUCGAGUUUUGCAAAAGCAGAGAUUUCUCAUGGUCCCAGAGGAUGACGAACUCUUUGAGCACAUUUGCACAUGUUUGUCAGUCAUUUGACGCAUCUUCAUCCGAAUUCUAUUACAAAAACACCUCGGAAUUCGCGAAUCUUGGUCAUUCAUCCGCAUGACUAUUUCAUCGGCGCCUUUCUAGAUCUGAAUCCUUCAACUCGGAGAUUCCCUAAACAGUGUGGUGUCUGAUCGUCUGAUUCGUCGGGGCGGAAAUAUGAUAUUAAGAUGCGUGAGGGCGGCUUUUUAAUUAUUGUUGUCGUGCGUAUUUCGGGAUCAUCUGACGCCUUCCUAUGAUCUCUGAGGACCGCGGACAAGUUCGAGUGUGUUUAUCCGAAGGCCGCCGUGACUAAUUCGGACGUGCUUCUGCCGCUAACGCCGACCGAUCAUCCAGCCCCGUCCGCUCCCACUUCCCUUCGGAAUUCAAUUAAUCGUGUCUCGAAAUUGUACACUUGACGUUUUGACGUCUCUUCUUCGCCGCGUUGCACAUGUUUCUCGGGUGCAAGCGUUUACGAGCCGCUUUACGAGGGCCCAUUCCGUCAGGUGCGAUGUGCGCAACCGCAGGGCCCACAGAGCACUCAGAUGCGGCUGUUUUGGUUGUGGCGGUGGUGAUCGGUGGACGAGACGAGACAGAGUUGAUUAUUUUGUGCACGGGUCCCUUCCUGUGUAGUCACAUGAGUCACUCUCGCCGUAGUUGGCCCUCUAAAAUGUAUGUUUUUCCUCUUUGAACCUGGGUCCGGACCCGUCUCUUCUCGAUUUCCUGCUGGUUGCUUGCGUAGUAGCAUGCACCCAAUUCACUCACUUUUUGCAACACACCACAAAUCUCGGGGAACUUUCUUUUUGAGAAAAACGCAGAGCCCCAAGAGGGAACGCGAAUGCGUGUGUCAGAAGAUGGAUGGGAAAAAGAGUACGAAGUGAUGACACGGGAGGAAAAGUCAAAAGAGAGAAGGGGAAAGAACACUGGGAGUCAACAGCGUUGUGACACAAAACAAUAUGCAUUUUUCAGUACAUUUUCCCCGUUCAAUUCAUGAUCACAGUCGUCGGAAACCUGUUGACAAUGACUGUUUUGCUCAGCGGACACAUCAAGAACAGGUAGUCGCACUCUAGAGUGCAUCUGAAAAUGGACGGAACUUUCAGAGCGAACCAUCUGCUGACGUGUCUGGCCCUCUGUGACAUGUUCGUCUUCUUCAUGAUGAUCCCCCACUACCUCGCCUCGCUGGACGUCUUCUCCCAUUCGCCAACAUUCCGACUCUUCCAUUUCCACUCGAAACCCAACUUCGGCGCGUUGAGCAACUGGUUUUCAGCGGCGGCUAUUUGGUAAAAACUUUUGUGCUCCUAGUCAAAACAAACAUGUUUUCGAUUUGCAGGUUUGUGCUCGCAGUUUCUUUGGAGCGACUUCUGAUCAUCAAGUUUCCGUUUAGGUCCCUAGAUGUUAAUAAUGUGAGUGGUUUCAUCCGAAAAGUGGGAAAAGAAGAAACAUUUUCAGGGAAAACAAAUAAUGAUCGUCUCCGUUGGGAUCAUGCUCUCCACACUCGUUCUGACCAGGUACCACAGGGACGAACGCUUUCCAAACGGCAACUUUUCUCUUUCAGCUAUCAUCACAUCUCCCAUAAUUGUGUAUCUUUCAUUGCAUGUCACGGAUCUCAGGUUCUCGGAAAGUGCUAUGCGAACACAGAUGACAUGCACGGCAAGAAAAUGAAUCCGACGUCCCUGUUCACGAAGCAAUACUUGCACGCUUCCGUGUAUGCGAACGCAGUGCUCGCCGUACUUCUUCCGAUCUUCGCCGUCGCCGUCCUCAACAUUUCCCUAAUCCGUCUCGUGAAACGACGACAUUCCGAGGUGAGCACAACCAGGAAACAUGGUCCCGUUUCUCGCCGCUUCUCCCACUCAAUUCGCCGCCGGCAAUUCAUUGUCUGCACGGAUUCAGCUCUGAUUCUUGACUCUUCCAGGAACUUCUUGUUCGGAAUGCCUCUUCCUCCGGACCGUCGAGCAUGGCCGAGCAGGAAAAGAAGAUGACGCACACGGUGUUGGCGAUCGUUUCGUGCUUCACUCUCACGCAGGGACCCUCCGCCAUCGUUUUCAUUUCUCAGAAGAUGUUCCCGCCUAAUCAGUGAGUCCUUGCGAGUGGUCGCCUGCAAUGCACCAAACACCACUCCUCUAGGUACACUAUUUACGUGUCCGUGGUCGCCAAUCAACUGGUUCUCACCGGCAAAAUGCUCAACGUCGUCCUGUUUUGUCUGACUUCGGAGACGUUCCGUCGGCGGCUCUGGUUCACGUGCCGCUUCUGGUUUCAGCUCGUCUUCUAUGCGGGACGCAGCAAAACGUCGAGGUAAUCAAGUUCUCGUAAGUCGCCACGUAGUCGCAACCGACAUCUUUCCGUUUCGAUACUAACCCUAUUACGUGCGAAUGUGACUGCAAACUCUUCUGUUCCCUAGUUCGCCAUUUGCAUAAUUCUCAGGAUUUCAGGUCGAACUUCGUGCGUUCCAAGUCGGUCAUCACGCAGAAGACGUCGAUCGUCUACUCUCCGUGCUCCAGAAACUUCUCCACAUCUCGCAAAAUCAGCAGCUCAAGUGUAAUUGCUCCGAAGGCUGCUCCGUUGGUCUCCAAUCAUUCAACGGACAGUUUCCCGACUCCGCCGGCCAGUACUACGCGGAACAUCCAAAGCACCCAAGUAUAA
Messenger RNA from Caenorhabditis sp. 36 PRJEB53466, 3220 nucleotides. NCBI's taxonomy places the organism in Eukaryota, Metazoa, Nematoda, Chromadorea, Rhabditida, Rhabditidae. The record is from the annotation of a GenBank genome assembly.